UAAAAAAUCACGCUGUUCAAUUAUUCAUUCAUAAAUGAUAGACUAAAAAAUCUUAAUUUGCAGAGUGAGAUUACAAUAAUAAGGAAAAUGGACAAGUUGAAAAAGGUAUUGCGUGGAGAAGAAGAGCAGCAGGAUGAGCAAAGCAUAAUAACCGACGUGUACAGUGCCUCUUCACUCAGCUGGUCAACCCGCAUUAAAGGAUUCAUUGCCUGCUUUGUUAUUGGUUGCUCACUAUCUAUAUUGGGUUCCUUCCUCCUCUUCAUUCCAUCAAGUCAUAACCUUCGUACGUUUGCCGUCCUGUAUUGCUUCGGCACCGUAAUCGCUCUUUCUGGGACCCUGUUUCUAAUGGGACCCAUCAACCAGCUGAAGAACAUGUUUAAGGAGAAGAGGAUUAUUGCAACAUUAAUCAUGAUCGCCAUGAUUGCAUUGACACUCAUGUCUGCACUGUGGUGGGAAAUCACCAUUCUGGCAAUCCUGUUCUGCUUUCUACAAUUUCUUGCAUCAUUAUGGUAUUCCAUAUCCUACAUCCCGUACGCAAGAGAUGGUGUGAAGAAAUGCUGCGAGGGUUGCUUCGCAUAGGUUCUGAGACGGAAGAGGGCUAUGAGCCACAGUGUACAAAAGAAAUCAACAUAGACAUGGCAAGAAGCUGCAAUAGGUAUCUGUCACUGCUCAUAUACCUGUAGGUAGGAGGGACAGAAAAAUUUGUCAUCGCUUUCACCAUAUGGGAUACUUGUUUGCAAUAUAUUUUCAAUUUAAUGUCCGUUUUCAGGACAAAAGUUUUCCUUGAUAACGUGAAAGGCUCAACCAAGGAAGGUGCGACUUACCAGGCUGAUACUUGCACGUACAAAAUGUUGCUUGGACUGAUUCAUUCUUGUAUUUGGAGAAGCUGAAAGAAACCAUAAAACGUGCCACACCCCCUCCCCCCACCCCCCCCCCCCCCCCUCCUUCUAGUGAUACCCCUGACUUCAGGCAUAUCCUCUGAUAUGCUUCGAGGUAUUGCAAGAUUCAUACUUUAUUACUACUAUAAUACUAUUAUAAAAAGAGGUUAUUUAGCACAAUAUUCAUAAAGGCUUGUUCAGAUAUGACAUAGUGAAACACCACCAAAAAAAGCUGCUGCUCUUUCUUCACGGGUAAAUGAAGGUCCUGUGCAUAUUCAGUGAGCUCUAUGUAAUAAUAAACAGAAGCGUGAAGGGUUUGGUAUCACAAUAUAUAUGUAAGCACAAAAAAAAUGGCAAUGGUUUUGCCGUGCUAAUUGUAAACGAGGCUUUAGGAGGCGGUUCCAAUUUCAUGUGCUAAAUGUAAACGAGGCUUAAGACAGCGGUUCCAAUGAUAGUACCAGAUCGCAUAUCCGAACAGAGAACAUACUGUAAAACCAGAAAUGUUUGUGUGCAUGAAACUUUCAUGUAUUUUGCGAGGAGUCCGGAUUCGUAAAAGUUACGGGCGUGAAAGGUUUUGGUUAUACAAUGCAUCGAAUGCCAGUACAGUGCCUUAAAGCUUUGAGCUGCACAAGUAAAUUGACUGGUUUGGGUGGAUGUAUAAAACUAGCGCACGAUUAUUCAUGACCACAACUGCCUGUCUGAGUUUAAUGAAAGUGUAUUUCAGAGGCAUGAACGUUUGGCUUAAAUGACAUUGAUACAAGAUUAGUUUUAUAAAGUAUUAUAAAAUAUAUGAGAUAUAUAUCUUUAUAUCUAUUUUUUUCCACGUUCAGCCAUUUAUAAACCUUUCAUGCUUUGUAAGAGACUCUUAGCUACAAUUCGCGAAAGUUGCAUGUAGCGAAAGUUUCUGUUCUACAGCACCAUUGAUAAAAUAUAUAUCAGAAGCUUUGGUGUAAUUAAUAUUUGAUUUUUUUUCUUUCCAAAGGCUAUUUAUCUGUACAGAAAUGCACCUAUGUAGAAUAGAAACCUUUUGUUUUCAAUCUUUCUACUUAAUUUUCUAUGAUAUUCAGAAUUAUGAAGUUCAAUUUUUUGUUCUUUCUUUUGUUUAUUUUUUUAUAAAGGGAAUUUAUUUAAUUUGCCUUACUCUAUAUUCUGUUGUCAGCAUUUUAGUAUCAUCUUGAUCAAUAUUUUUUUCCUUCUCAGCUUCAUGAUUAAGUGCCCUUAUCUGAUGAGGUAAAAUUAGGUUUAAUACAGCAGUAGUACUUAGAUGUAUUGAUUUACUUUUAAUUUAUUGUCAAUGAUUUGAACAUUGUGUUAAACUGAGUUGUAAAGGCGAGAAUUAAGUUCAGUAUAUGAAGUCUACAUUAUUAUUACAUCAAUUGCAUAUGAACUUGAUUUGUAUCAGUUUAGUCAAAUUUGGAAAUUUUGUAGUUGUAGGACUUGUAAAAUCGAAUUAGUCCUGCCAAUUGAUUGGAAUGUGAUCUAUUUAUAACUCACUGUUUCUGUGACAUGAAUCAAUUUAAUUCAUGACGCAUGCCAACUUUCUAGUGUCUUAUGGUAAAUCAAACUGCACCUGCCAUGCCCUUCUGGCCUUACAUGCAUGUACAUUGGGGAACCUCUGUCAAAUUUAUCGAGACCAAGAAAAUGAACUUGUUUUAUAGAAUCCUUGUUUUCUCAGAAGUAAUAAACAAUAGAAUACAAAGCAGUGGGGCUCUCAAAAUUA
Strongylocentrotus purpuratus (purple sea urchin) is the source of this 2598-nucleotide messenger RNA. RefSeq names its product vesicle transport protein SFT2B-like. The record is from RefSeq and is a predicted model, not a curated record. Gene Ontology annotation, biological process: vesicle-mediated transport. Lineage: Eukaryota; Metazoa; Echinodermata; Echinoidea; Camarodonta; Strongylocentrotidae. The coding region runs from base 88 to 579 and encodes 163 amino acids. Gene Ontology annotation, cellular component: membrane. The transcript is spliced from 6 exons.